AUGUUGACACAUUCACACACUUGUUUCCCUUCUCUACUCUCCACUCUCCACUCUCGUCAUCAAUCCUACACCAGGGGAACACUUGGUGCAUCCCCUACCAAGCAUCAGGGGCUUGGUGCCCUUGAUGACUCUCGAAGGCUUGGAGCCUUCGAGAGUUGUCUUGAUGAGACUCCAUCUCAUGGAGGUGCUACUUCAUAUAGUGCAACUCAGGGUGUUGAAGACUGCCAGCUUUCCUUGGCUACCCUGGAGUCCAUCUUUUACUUCCCAAACAAGACUCAGCUGUUCACAUUACCCACUGACAAGACUCUGUUCACUUUGCCUGUUGGGACGCCAAUUGGGUUUCUCUUGCUCACUUUCUUACUUUCCUGGUUAUCAUGGCAUUCUCUCCAUCAUCUAUUAAGGCUGAUGGUUUUCCAUGGCUACCCCCAGCUCCACCUUGUCCAUCUGAGACAAGACUCCUUCACUUUUCCUGCUGCAUUCUCUCCAUUAUCUAUUAUGGCCAAUGGUUUGCCAUGGCUACCCCCAGUUCUGUCUUCUCCUUCUGAUACUAGAGUCUUUCAAUUUGCCUGCUGUACAUUCUCUUCGACAUCUAUUACACUAGGAGAAUGUUUGGUGCAUCCCCCACCAAGUGCCAGGGGCUUGGUGCCCUUGGCAGCUCUCAAAGGCUUGGAGCCUUCAAAAGUCAUCUUGCUGUGUUGUCUCUGCUUCUGUCAUAGUGAGCCACAAACAAUUAUAUUCUUUACCUGGGGCACACAAUGA
Messenger RNA from Pisolithus orientalis, 759 nucleotides. RefSeq lists its product as uncharacterized. Bases 1 to 759 code for a protein of 252 amino acids. NCBI's taxonomy places the organism in Eukaryota, Fungi, Basidiomycota, Agaricomycetes, Boletales, Pisolithaceae. The transcript has 9 exons. The record is from RefSeq and is a predicted model, not a curated record.